Vanderwaltozyma polyspora DSM 70294 is the source of this 591-nucleotide messenger RNA. RefSeq lists its product as uncharacterized. The coding region runs from base 1 to 591 and encodes 196 amino acids. The transcript has a single exon. The record is from RefSeq and is a predicted model, not a curated record. Lineage: Eukaryota; Fungi; Ascomycota; Saccharomycetes; Saccharomycetales; Saccharomycetaceae.
AUGGCAGAAGAAAAGAUCCCAUUUAAUGAAACAAGCAUGAAGCAACGGCCUAAAUUUACUUUCCAAGAACCAGAUCUCGAAAAUAGCAUGGUUACUAAUAAUAACAAAGAAAAAGCUGGUUGUAUAAAGAUUAGAGUUGGAGAAGUAUCAUUUGUGAGAGCUCUCACAGAAUUUUUGAUGGGUUGUAUGGUAUGGAAUUUUAUUAUUUUCUGCGGACACAUGUAUACUAACGACGAGAUACAAUUUGUGUUUGGAAACGAUGUUCAAAUGGUUCUACUUGGAUCUUUAUUCAUAAUUGCUGACAUCCUAAUCAUAUUAACUUGGUUUAAGGCGAUUGAAGAAGAAGGUAAAAUAAAGAUUCCGAAUUCAUUAACAGUAUUUAGUAGAUUAUACGACUUCUUGGUUAAUCGGAAGUCCGUUUACAGCACAUUGCUGUUAUAUAUAAUCACUCAUGCUUUCAGAAUGGAUAAACAUAGUAAUCAAUAUAGAUUCAUAGUUGUAAGUAUACUGUAUCAUCUAGGGGUUUCUGAAGAAUAUUUAAACAAUAGGUUCUUUAUCGAUGUAUCAGAAACUGACUUAACGUAUAUCUAA